Molecule: messenger RNA, 822 nt
Organism: Clarias gariepinus (North African catfish)
Lineage: Eukaryota; Metazoa; Chordata; Actinopteri; Siluriformes; Clariidae
Product: spermatogenesis-associated protein 48
Exons: 9
Coding region: 1-822 (273 amino acids)
Source: RefSeq, a predicted model, not a curated record
AUGAAGAAGAGCCGCGCUGCGACGGCUACGUGCUCUCACAGAUAUAUGAGCGAACCGUUCGAAAGGGGGCGCUGUGACACCGAGAGCUCGACAGAAAGAGUCCCUGCGCUCCUGUGUAUCCUGUGUGUAGUUCUCGACCACAGCAGCAGGGAGGGACCUGAUCCAGGUUACACCAGUCCUCGGGGAUGUGAAGCUCUGAAGAGGGAUGCAUGCACCUCUGUUCCUUUUAAAUCAAUGGACAAGGACUUGCGGUACAUCUACACAUCAGAAGCUCAAGGUGGGUACAAGUUUUCCCCUCGUCUUAAACCACCACUGAGUUUGGCAGACCCUGUAAGCCAGUGCUCCACUUUAAAGAGAUACCAUAGCAUCCCUGAAAUUUGGCAGACUCUUGGACCUCACUGGAAUAGGCAUCAGAUUCGUGCAACAUAUGAUGUGAAGAAGCCCUUCAGUUUCACCAGCCCAUGUCCAAAAUCAGGACAAAUACCUUUAUAUAGUGGUGUGAUUGGCUCUGAGAACAUGGACAAUAUCGACAUCCCAGAGAAAGACUUCAUUCCAUUGACAGUCCUGCGUACCAUCAUUCCUCCUGACACUCCCACAGCCCACCGUCCCACUAUGCCUGGUUACACUGGAAAAUCUCCACACGACAGACCAAAGACCUUACUCACCAGCCAGCCUUCAUCGAUCCUCACUUAUCAGCCUACAGGGAGCCGUUCAUCGUUCUACGGUCGGCAGGCCCCUCUGUCCAGCAUGGUCACCACUGCCCCACCGUGCAAUCCUUUUUUUCACCCUAAAGCUCCUUCACCUACUACUCCCAUUUACUGA